UUUGUUCUCUCAUCAUCGACAACCUCUUACUAUACUAGACGACGGAUAUGUUUACGUUGACAUUCCCAUCAGAGCCCUCGUUCGACGGGUACCGUGGUCAUCCGGGUCUUGCUCGCCGACACACUCACGCAUCUGGUCGUCGUCAUCCCACGGCUCUGUACGAGAUCGAGCCCGAACUGCCUUACGAUAUCGAUUACGCCUCGAUGAACAGGCGCCCCUCUGCUCCUGCCUCCCGUACUUGGGGUAGUGCAUACCAGAACUGCGGAUAUGAAGACUACGAUGGGUACUAUCGCCAACCUGCUGCACCUCACUUCGGUCGCCGGCAAAGUAUGAAUGUCUUCCAACUUCGCGGUCUCAUCGCCCAGCGUCAGCAGCAACAGUUGGAAGAAGAGCGCCAACGUCAGCGUGAACAGCAACGUCAGCGUGAAUCGGAGCGUCAGCGGCAAAUCGAACAGCAACGUGUGCAUCGUCAGCGCCAACUUGCCCGGCUCGAGCGCGAACGCGCCCAAGUUGAGAAGGAGAUCUCAUCCGCUCAGCUAUUCGCCUCCCAGCAGCUCGCGUCGAUGUUCUCCGCUCCCGACCAGCAACUCCAUCGGCAGAACGCGAUUCGCCGCAAGUCAGAAGACGAGCGGCUUGCGGAGCUCGAGGUGGAGCGUACCCGACUGUUGGCCAAGAAGGCGGAGAGGGAAGCGCAGGAAGCUGCUGAGACUCAGCGUGCGCAGGCAAUCGCGGAGCAGGAGAGGCAGGCGAAGAUCCAGAAGAUGAAACUGGUCAGGGAGAGGCAUGAGGCUGAGCGUCUUGCACAAGCCGCUGCUGCUGGUGCCCAGGCACCCGAUGAACCGGAGACCGCCGAAGAUUUCGAACAACAAAGAAGGAACGCGCAACGUCUUGUAGUGGAGACCUUCCUCGGCGAACUCCUCGGGAGGUUCAUCGACUUCAACGACUCGACUCCCGACGUUCCGGCCACUACGUCUACGUCUGUUGACGUCAAGGGCAAAGGAAAGGCCCCUGAGCAACCUCAGCCGGAAGUCCAGCCCAAGCAAGAGAGGAAAGUGAGGUUCAGGGGCGAGUACGCCGGCCCAAGCUACUCCCAGCAAGAGGAGGCCCCUCCUGCUCCGGUCCAAGUUGCCAUCCCGAUCCCCACUCCUGUUCCAGUUGAGGUUCCGGUUAUUGUAGAGACCGUCCCUGCGCCUGCUGUGCCUAUCGUUGCCGACCUCGAUUCCCCCGCCAUGCAUGUCGAUGUCCCGCCCGUCGAACCCAUCGUAUCCGAGCCAACUCGGUCCGAGUCCCCAGCACGCGAUCUCGCCCUGCAGCAAGUUCAGCUCCUCUUAGCCAAAUUCGAGUCUCUUACCUACGCCUUCGCUUUCCCCCGCGUGCUGACCUUCGCUUUCUUGGACACUCCCGAACUAGCUUACACGGCCCAGAAUGCGCCUAUCCACUCGUACGAGCACGCGCUCAACUCCCUCUUACAGGAGCUGGAUGGGAUCGACAGUGAGGGCGAUAAAGAAGUGAGGAGGGCAAGGAGGGAAUCGGUGAGGAAAGUGGAGAAGGAACUUGGCUGGGUCGAGGCUGAAAUCCGCCGUGCGUGGGAGAGAGAGAACCUCCAGGAGGAACUCCUGUCAUCUUCCGAGUCGGAGGUCGAGGCAAUUGAGCCAAUCGAGCAGUCUGUCGUCGAGCCCACGCCUGCAGAAGUUGAAAUCACCAAUGGUGCUACGCAGUCGAUUACCGAACCUGUCAGCGAGACUGUUGAACCGGCUUUGACGCACGCGGACGACCGCGCCUCUACAAAAGCGCUGCUGAACGAGUUUCUGACCGAAGACACGGUCACUGCUCAGGUGCCGGGUGCUGGCAUAAACGACGAGCCGGUUGUUACCACGACUACCGAAGAGACGGACAAGGAGGCCACUGUAGAGAAGACGGUUGAGGAGCCCACUGCUGAAUCUGACCCUGUUGCCGCCGAACCCGCUACCGAGCAAGCUCCACUCAUUGAAGUCGCCGUCGACGAACGCGGCAUUGGCGAUCAUGUUGUCGAGCAUCUCGCUAUCGAGGAGCCCAAUGUUGUGAAAUCCGUGGAAAUUGCCGAUACCCCAGAAUCCGCAAUCGUGGACCAUCACGAUGACGCCACGAUUAUGACGACGGAACAGUUCACUGCAGAGCCCACGAACGAGUCCACGUUGGUUAUCCCCAGUGUCGAGUCAUCGGCGGGUCUCGUGGCCGAUUCUGUCGGAGAGCCGGUACUUGUUAAGACUGAGCCACGUGCAUUACAACUAGCUGAGUCAGCUACUACGCCCGGAGUCGAAGAAGAUCAUGCGCCUUCAACUGUUGGGGUCGUUCCGCUCUCAGAGCCUGUCUCGGAGAACGCAUCCCCGCUGCUAUCGAGGGCGUUUGUGCCCGUCCCGAUUUCUGACGAGCUCUCUCAUAAGGUGCAGUUUGAGGACGAGGUUCUCGCUCAGUCGAGCAGCCCGGACAUCGAGAGCAGCGGGAAGGAGGAAGGGAAGAGCGAUGAUGAAUUUGAACUGAUAUAAUGAUUUUCAUUACAAUUCGCUUCGUUCUUUGUUACAUGCAUCAUAUCAUAUGUAGAAUAGUCGUGCUCAUCUCAAUGCAUC
Molecule: messenger RNA, 2606 nt
Organism: Dacryopinax primogenitus
Lineage: Eukaryota; Fungi; Basidiomycota; Dacrymycetes; Dacrymycetales; Dacrymycetaceae
Exons: 1
Coding region: 48-2525 (825 amino acids)
Molecular function (GO): protein-folding chaperone binding
Source: RefSeq, a predicted model, not a curated record